Molecule: messenger RNA, 978 nt
Organism: Penicillium malachiteum
Lineage: Eukaryota; Fungi; Ascomycota; Eurotiomycetes; Eurotiales; Aspergillaceae
Product: putative succinate:fumarate antiporter (Acr1)
Exons: 5
Coding region: 1-978 (325 amino acids)
Biological process (GO): fumarate transport; transmembrane transport; succinate transport
Source: RefSeq, a predicted model, not a curated record
AUGUCUGCCAAAAACGCACAAGGCAAUGGCCGCAAGAAGCCCGCCUCUCCCGCAGUAAACUUGAUUGCGGGAGGUGGUGCUGGUAUGAUGGAGGCUCUCGUUUGUCACCCUCUGGACACAAUUAAGGUCCGCAUGCAGCUUUCACGGAGAGCUCGCGCUCCUGGUGUCAAGCCUCGUGGCUUCGCCGCUACCGGUGCUGAGAUUGUGCGCAAGGAGACUGCCAUGGGUCUGUACAAGGGUCUGGGUGCUGUUCUGGGUGGUAUUAUCCCUAAGAUGGCCAUCCGUUUCACUUCAUACGAGCAAUACAAGGGUAUGCUCGCAGACCCAGAAACCGGCAAUGUCACCAGCAAGGCCACUUUCCUCGCUGGUCUCGCCGCCGGUGUCACUGAAGCCGUUGCCGUUGUCACCCCCAUGGAGGUGAUCAAGAUUCGUCUCCAAGCCCAACAUCACAGUCUUGCCGACCCACUCGAUACCCCCAAGUACCGAAGCGCCCCUCACGCUCUUUUCACUGUUAUCAAGGAGGAGGGUUUCAGCACCCUGUGGCGUGGUGUCUCUCUCACAGCUCUGCGCCAGGGUACCAACCAGGCCGCCAACUUCACCGCUUACACUGAGCUGAAGGCCCAGCUGCAGCGCCUGCAACCUGAAUACAGCAACACUCAGCUGCCCUCAUACCAGACCACCUGCAUCGGUCUUAUUUCCGGUGCCGUCGGUCCUUUCUCCAACGCUCCUAUCGAUACCAUCAAGACCCGUCUCCAGAAGACCCGUGCUGAGCCCGGCCAGUCUGCUGUCACCCGUAUUGUGCUUAUUGCCAAGGAUAUGUUCAAGCAGGAGGGUGCCCAGGCUUUCUACAAGGGUAUCACCCCUCGUGUGAUGCGUGUUGCUCCUGGACAGGCUGUCACCUUCACUGUGUAUGAGUUCCUCAAGGGCAAGCUGGAGAAGUCCAACUGGGCCUUUGUGGGUGGUUCGUUUGAGGAGUAA